UUAAUUUGUCGACGUUUUGUGUUAUUAAUUAUGUGAAUAAUGAGAUUAAAGUGUAAAUAAAUGUUAGAAUAGUGUAUAAUAGUGAUUAUGGCGCAUAGUGGUGGUGUCUUAAGCUCGGAUAUAUCUAGACGAAAUCCACAAGAUGAAUACGAGCUUAUUCAGAGGAUUGGCUCGGGCACCUAUGGCGAUGUGUAUAAGGCAAAAAGACUGGACGGCAGUGGUGAGCUUGCUGCCAUCAAGGUGAUAAAGUUGGAGCCGGGUGAUGACUUCGCCAUCAUCCAGCAGGAGAUCCUCAUGAUGAAGGACUGCCGGCACCCAAACAUAGUGGCAUACUACGGCUCCUACCUUAGAAGGGAUAAGCUAUGGAUCUCGAUGGAGUACUGUGGAGGUGGUAGCUUGCAGGACAUAUACCACGUGACAGGACCUCUGACGGAGAUCCAAAUAGCUUACAUGUGCCGGGAGACGCUCACUGGACUGUCGUACUUGCACAGUAUGGGGAAAAUGCACAGGGAUAUCAAAGGCGCCAACAUCCUUCUCACAGAGUGUGGGGACGUAAAGUUAGCAGAUUUUGGUGUAUCCGCGCAGAUUACAGCCACCAUCAACAAGAGGAAGUCGUUCAUUGGCACGCCUUACUGGAUGGCACCGGAGGUGGCAGCGGUGGAGAGGAAGGGCGGUUACAAUCAGCUGUGCGACAUCUGGGCUUGUGGAAUCACAGCUAUAGAAUUGGCGGAGCUUCAGCCCCCCAUGUUUGAGCUCCACCCCAUGAGGGUGCUGUUCCUGAUGUCGAAGUCGGGAUUCAAACCGCCACAGCUGAAGGAGCGCGAGCGCUGGUCGCAGGUCUUCCAUUCGUUCCUCAAGUUGUCCCUCACGAAGAACCCUAAGAAGAGACCCACCGCUGAGAAGCUAUUGCAGCAUGCAUUCUUUCAACAAGACAUGAGUAAGCGGCUAGCAAUAGAACUACUCCACAAGUAUUCCAAUCCACCCAGCCAUUGUGUGAGCCAGGAGGACGAUGACGGGGCGGAGAGUACAGUACCCCACCGCAUCGCGUCGAAGCAUACGGCCCGGGGACGGCGCGUGGCCCCUCGCGGGACCCCCGGACCCCCCGGGACCCCCGGGGCCUCCGGGGCCCCCGCCCCCCCGCGCCCCCGCAGCCUGCUGCCCGCGCCCAGCCGGUCGGGCGCGUACGAUGACUCGCCGAUCAUCGACCUGGACGCUGAUGAUGACCUGGUCACCGACCGCUGUGAUGGUGACACACUUCGCAGGAGCGGUUACCAUAGACAAACGAGCGAAGACUGGAGCGUAGCCUCACUCAUGAAUUGCCCCAAACACAAUCCACUCUCCCAAGAUUUAACCACCGAUACUAUGCCGCCAAGUGAAAAGAGCCUCUUGCAAUAUAUUGACGAAGAAUUAAUGCUCAGGGCAACACUACCGUUAACCGCCGAUACGGCUGCGUUAGCGCAGGCCAACUCCGCUCUCUCUGUACACGAUCAACAUUUAUCACAAUGUAUGCAACUAAAGCAGAACUACCUAAAUAAUUCUACCACGAACAUCUACCAGAGUCUAGCGUCCAACUUUCAGAGUCCAAUAGGCGCGUCCAGAGUCUCCAUAGACGAUCCUCUAUGUAGGAAAAUGGGGGAGACAGAUAUCAUGUACGUAGAUCAAUCGAAUGACGUCAUCGUUGAUACGCCACAGACAAGGAACGCUAAUUGCGAAUGUGGUCUAUGCCCCAAACCAGAGAUAAGGGACGAUAACACAUUAAGUGAUCUCCAACGCUCAGUAAACAAAUGUUCGUGCGACGCGUGCAAUUCAAACGGCGACAUUUUGAACUAUUAUAGGAAUUGUCCCAAUCAAAAUGUAGACUCUGGUAUUGUUUAUUGUGAAAAUUGCAAGAAACAAAAGAUCUCAGUAUCGAAUUUCCGGGCGUUGCAAAUAGCAAAUCGAUUAAGGAUAGCCGAUGAAUCGAAACUAGAGAAUGGUGGAUUCGACGAUGAUUUGUGUAGGAAAAUCGAUAUGAGUUUAGACAUGGCGGAUAAGACGUACGAGCACAGGAAAAGACACAAUCGACAUAACUCCGAUUCGAUUACGGCCGGUAUCGAUUUAAGUCAGUUUUGCCAGUGCGAGUUUGACGUUGGGAAGCGGAAAACGAGUUCUGUUGAUGAGAUAUUCAAUAUGAUCGAGGAAAAUGGUAGGGAUGGGAAGGAGUUGGUAAUCGAUGAGAGCAGAGUUAGUCAGCGGCAGAGGAGUUUGUCGGACAGUCAGCGGGAUAAAGCGAAGGUGGAUAACAAAGCCCCGGGAGCCCCGGGCGGGCCGCCGGUGCCCCCGCGCCGGUCCCGCGCGCGCCGCACCCACACGCCGCCGCGCCCCGCACCCAACGGACUGCCGCCCACGCCUAAGGUCCACAUGGGAGCCUGCUUCUCCAAGGUGUUCAACGGAUGUCCGCUCAGAAUAAACUGUACUGCGUCCUGGAUACACCCAGAUACAAGGGAUCAACAUAUACUAAUAGGAGCCGAGGAGGGUAUCUACACGUUGAAUCUGAACGAAUUACACGAGACGGCGAUGGACCAGCUGUGCCCCAGGCGGACCAUAUGGAUGCAUGUCAUUAAAGACGUACUCAUGUCCCUCUCAGGUAAAACGCCUUCGUUGUACCGCCACGAGUUAUUGGCGCUUAUCGGAAGCGCGCGGGGUGGCAAAUCUCUGAGGGUGUUGCCCCCUCGGUUGUUGCCGAGGAGGUUCGCUCUCACCACCAGGGUGCCGGAUACAAGAGGUUGCAUCCGGUGUGCGGUUGCACGCAACCCCUACAACGGUUACAAGUACCUGUGCGGCGCGACGCCGGCUGGACUCUUUUUGAUGCAGUGGUACGAUCCGCUGCGAAAGUUCAUGCUUCUCAAGAACAUCGAGUGCUCGCUGCCGUCGCCGCUGCUGGUGUUCGAGCUGAUCAUCACGCCGGAGCUGGAGUACCCGCUGCUGUGCGUGGGCGUCAGCAAUAAGCCGCUCAGACUCAACUUGCUCAAUAUAAAUUCAGGGGCGACGUGGUUCCACUCGGAUGAGCUGGAACUACCAGCUGGUGCUGUAAGCAGUGGAACUGCCGGCAGCAUUGGCAGCGAACGGCUGCAUACCCUGAGGGCGGUACACCAACUCAACAAGGAUGCGGUGCUGGUGUGCCAUGAGAACCUGGUGGAUAUAAUUCCCGCGCUGCCGCCGUCGCUGCAGGCUCGCUGGCGGCAGGAAGACGACAAGCGGCGGAAUAAGCUGCUCUCCAGGAUACAGUUCGACUUCAACAUAGACAGCAUACUGUGCCUGGCGGACUCAGUGCUGGCAUUCCACCGUCACGGGGUGCAGGGUCGAUCCCUGCGCAGUGCCGCCGUCUCGCAGGAGAUUGUGGACCGCUCGCGCGCCUACAGGCUCCUCGGCAGUGACAAAGUGGUUGUGUUGGAAUCUCAUAUUUUACAAAACAACACACUGUCCGGCGAGGAUGGCAACGAUCUCUAUAUAUUAGCGGGACAUGAAGCCUCCUACUAAGGUGACCGUAUCUCGCCGGAAAUGGCGGACAUUGCCAAGCGUGCAUCCGCGCGAAGCAACACGUGCGCGGUCGCGGUGACCACGCGUUGCGUAUAUCGGAGAUUUUUUUAACCGUAGUGAUAGUGUGACCACACUUUACGCUUACAAAUGACAUUUAAUAUAAUUGCGUAUGUAA
Achroia grisella is the source of this 3694-nucleotide messenger RNA. It is a transcript of the gene hppy, whose product is annotated as mitogen-activated protein kinase kinase kinase kinase 5. The record is from RefSeq and is a predicted model, not a curated record. Gene Ontology annotation, biological process: protein phosphorylation. The transcript has 22 exons. Bases 88 to 3519 code for a protein of 1143 amino acids. Gene Ontology annotation, molecular function: MAP kinase kinase kinase kinase activity; ATP binding. Lineage: Eukaryota; Metazoa; Arthropoda; Insecta; Lepidoptera; Pyralidae.